AACACCCCAAAAGUAACCACAUUUUCAAUUCAUUCGGUGAUCCCUAAACAGUAGCUAGAGGUAAUUUGUAAGAAAAAUCCACAAUGGAGCAGCCGGAAUCCGAAACCAACAACGAACUGGGAGACAAAAAGUCGUACGCCGGAAUCCCCGAGGCCGAGUUUGUCGAAGACGUGGACGCUUACAUGGGACGUCCGGAAAACAACAAAAACGUCGACGAAGUGUUGAAAAAGCUAGACAACCAACAUGCCAAAUACAAAUUCAUGGAAUAUAACCUUCUUUCGAAGAAGAAGCGCCUGCAGAACCAAGUACCAGAACUGAAGCGUUCCCUGACCAUGAUCGAGAAAUUAGAGGAGCAGAAGAAGGAGUUCGAGACGCAGUUUUUGCUCAGUGAGCAGGUUUUCGCGAAGGCGAAGAUUCCGCCUACGGAGACGGUUUUCUUGUGGCUGGGUGCAAACGUCAUGUUAGAAUAUAGUUUGAAAGAUGCUCAAGACCUUCUCACGCAGAACAUUGCUGCCGCGUCGAGGAAUUUAAAUUACGUCGAACAUGAUUUAGACUUUUUAAGGGAUCAGUUUACAACAACUGAGGUGAAUAUGGCUAGAGUUUUCAACUGGGACGUUAAGAGGAGGCAGGCUGCCAAAGCCGCGGCUAAGUGAACUCGGGAUUUGAGUAACCAUCGCACCACGUUUAUUUAACUCAUAUCAUUAAGAAAAGUCCUACAAUCUUGCUUAUGGUGUAACUCGUCCAAUUUGCAAACACUUUAAUGUUUGAUAUUUUUAUGAAAAGAUGAAAUUUCGGAGCUUGCACUUUUUUCUGCAAGUGUUUCAUUGUCGGCUAACUAUUGCUUGAAAUUUAGAAUUAGCAUUUACUUGAUUUGUUUUAACCAUGUUCUCAUAAGGAAUCUGAAUAAAGUAAUUUAUUAAUGAAA
This is a messenger RNA of Zophobas morio, 925 nucleotides long. RefSeq names its product prefoldin subunit 3-like. Gene Ontology annotation, biological process: tubulin complex assembly; microtubule-based process; protein folding. NCBI's taxonomy places the organism in Eukaryota, Metazoa, Arthropoda, Insecta, Coleoptera, Tenebrionidae. Gene Ontology annotation, cellular component: prefoldin complex; cytoplasm. The coding region runs from base 84 to 653 and encodes 189 amino acids. Gene Ontology annotation, molecular function: tubulin binding. The transcript is spliced from 3 exons. The record is from RefSeq and is a predicted model, not a curated record.